Messenger RNA from Drosophila elegans, 1086 nucleotides. RefSeq lists its product as uncharacterized. The transcript has 2 exons. The record is from RefSeq and is a predicted model, not a curated record. NCBI's taxonomy places the organism in Eukaryota, Metazoa, Arthropoda, Insecta, Diptera, Drosophilidae. Bases 173 to 970 code for a protein of 265 amino acids.
UACAGCCUUCGGUUUUAGUAUUUUUGUUGAAUCUGCCGGAGGAAUAAAAAUAAUAUAAAUUUGCCAAUAGUACAGAUUUGUGCAAGUAUUCAAGUAAUUCACAGCCUUAAAAAACCAACAAUUUUGUAAACUGUGUACUCGCAGAUGGUAUUACUUAUAACCGUGAUUAAAUAUGGCAACACAUGAAGGAAUCCAUUCAUACUUUUCAAAAUUAAGUUCCCUCUCUGAAAAGAUUACGCGCGAUGUAAAUAAUGUAAAAUCUGCGUACAGUCGAGAAGCCUGGCUUACAUUGACUUUAAGUGAACAGGAAAAAAUAUUAAACAGUCACUUAAUAAAUCCCGAUAUAUAUACCAAGUACUAUAAUAGGCUCGAGGAACAAAAACGACAAAUAAAAACAGAUAAUUUCAAAAAUGACCAAAAACUCUGCUUUAGUGACGCUGUAUAUUCAUUUAACGGAAAAGACCUGCACACGUAUAUUUUGCAAAAUGUUGGCUUAAAAAUAUUACAUGAUGAAAAUACCAGAGGUUGUCGCGAUGAACAUUCAUUUCCAUUUAGUUAUCGAACGAAGUCUCAAAUAAAAAUAUCACUGAAGGAAUGUGAUGCAGUCUCUGAUCCCGGAGUUCCCAUUGAUGCAUCAAACGUGCUUUAUUUAACGUUAAUGACGAACGUUUCGCGCAGCCCAAAACUACCCAGUCUACAUACUUAUGACUGUGAUAAGACUGACGUUAACCAGAGUAAAGUAAUUACCAAUCUAAUAAGCGACCAAAAAAGUAUAUGUGUAUAUAAUAAUGAGGAAUGUUUUGACUCGAAUGAAGAACUGCAACUCUUGGUUAGGUUUGGAUCAAAAAGCAGUAUGUCGAACGACGUGUCUGAUAAUGAAAAUGAGUUUAAAGAUAUUCGACAAGAUGAAAAUGCUAAGCUUUUAACACCUGAAAUCCCUAAGGGUUUUGAUUUUCUCAAUAAUUGGUAAAACUCAUUUUAAAUACAUAUGCACAAGCGAUUCCAUUUAUAACAUCGCUAAACAUUUACAACAUAAAAUUUCAUCUGAUGCUCUUUUUUAAAUAAAACAAGCAUACAUUUUUCAAA